AUGGGCGCUGCAAGGGUGCCUCGUCUAUGGACGGUGCCCCCCGCUGCCCUAGCUGCAUACACUGCGGGGGAAUGGUCUCAACACAGACAAUCAAGAGCUCCAUACAGUACGUCUCGGACACGAUACAAAGAUUUGGAGUCUAGCAAGUCCAAUGCGGGCUCAGAUGGACUUGGUGAGGAGCGCAAGCACGAUGGGUCUAUCUGGAGCAACAUCGGCCACAAGCUCGAUGAGGUCAAGCAAACUGUUGGCUCCGGCGAGUGGGCAGAUGUGGGUAGCAUCAAAGACUACAUCAUCCCGGACUGGACACGAUUUCUACCAGCUACUGUCCAAAAACUCCAGCGCGAGCUCUCCCUCUCGCCUGGCUCAUUAGCAGACGAUAUCUGGAAGGAGGCACGGGACCCCGAUAUCCACCCUGAGAUUCUGCGCGACGCCGAGGUACGCGUAAGUGGGGAUCUAUGCGAUGAAGAGCAGGAAUUUAGACAGCAAAGGCAACGUAAGGUUGUAAAAGCAUUGUCGUCCUACCUCAACAUACCUGAGGAGGACAUCCACCCCGACGAUGUACCGGUCAUUGCGAUGUGUGGCUCGGGAGGUGGUCUGCGUGCUCUAGUUGCAGGCACCGGAUCGUACUUGGCAGCACAGGAAGCAGGGCUGUGGGACUGUAUUACCUACACAGCUGGUGUCAGUGGCAGCUGCUGGCUGCAGACGCUUUAUCAUUCGUCCAUUGCACAGCGAGACUUCGACAAGCUUGUCGACCAUCUGAAGAAUCGUCUUGGUGUUCACAUUGCAUUCCCGCCGGCAGCUCUUAAUCUCCUCACUACUGCUCCGACAAACAAGUACCUCCUCGGUGGGUUUGUGGAGAAGUUGAAAGGUGACCCUGGGGCGGACUUUGGGUUGGUAGAUAUUUACGGAUUGCUGCUCGCAGCGAGACUCUUGGUCCCCCGAGGAGAAUUGGGAGUCUCUGAUGCGGAUUUCAAGUUGUCGAACCAGCGAGCCAAUUUGAUAAAUGGGGCUCAUCCGCUCCCCAUCUACACGGCGGUGCGGCAUGAGAUCCCUGUUGAGGCUGUCAAACACGAAGACGACCAGACCAAAAAGCAUCCAACACCUGAACAGCUGGUGAAAGAGUCACGAAAUGAAGCAUGGUUCCAAUGGUUUGAGUUCACUCCCUACGAAUUCUUUUGUGAAGAACUCAAUGCCGGCAUUCCCACCUGGGCUUUGGGACGUCACUUCAGCGCAGGCCGCUCCGAGGUUUCCGCUGAGAACCUCCCCAUCCCGGAGUUGAGAAUUCCCGGGCUCAUGGGUGUUUGGGGUAGCGCUUUCUGCGCGACUUUGUCUCACUAUUAUAAGGAGAUCCGGCCUCUUGUCAGAGGCCUGGCUGGAUUUGGUGGAAUCGAUUCUCUCAUCCAAGGCAAGAACCAAGACUUGAUCAAGGUGCAUCCCAUCGACCCUGCGGGUAUACCUAACUACGUCAUGGGAAUGAAAGAUCAGCUGCCCGACUCCUGUCCAGAGUCGAUCUUCCGAAACGAGCACCUGCGUCUCAUGGAUGCGGGAAUGAGUAACAACCUGCCAAUCUACCCACUCCUUCGACCCGGGCGCGAUGUUGAUAUAAUUGUCGCGUUUGAUGCGUCUGCGGAUGUCAAACAGGAGAACUGGCUUUCUGUGGUAGAUGGGUACGCCAGGCAACGUGGUGUCAAGGGUUGGCCCGUCGGCGCCGGAUGGCCUAAAGAUGCGAGCCUCAAGGAUACCGAGAACGUCCUGCGCGAGCCAGAAAACAUCACUGAGGAGCAAUUAACAGAGAAACUCGCCGACGCCAAAAAUAACUCUGGAAACCAGCCCGCUGAUCAAAAGCCCAAGUCCGGCACGGACCUAAGGCUAUUGCAACAGCGAACAUCGAACGACGAGCCUCCGCCAUCCAAACGUCUCUUUGAUUCUCCCCACAGCGAAGACCAUUCUGAAUCCGAGUUCCACCUGAUGCGACCAGAUGCCGGCAUCGCGGUUAUCUACUUCCCUCUGAUUCCCAAUCCUUCCGCACCAGACAUUCCUCCCAAACCUAGAGUUCGUCCGCGUGCAGCUGCUCAGUCCAUGCGACAGGAUAGCUCUCAAACCAAAGACCCGGAACUGCCCCUUGCUCCACAUCCCAACUCGAUCGACCCGGCAGUUGAUGAUUUCCUGUCUACUUGGAACUUCAUCUAUACGCCUGAGCAGGUUGACUCCGUCGUUGGUCUUGCAAAGGCUAACUUCUCCGAGGGUGAAGAGCAGACUCGCCGUGUUGUACGUGCUGUCUAUGAGCGCAAGAAAUCCGAUCGUCUGCAGAAGGAGGCAGCAGAGCUUCGGAAGAAGAUGGAAGGCUUUGUGCCUCUAUAA
Molecule: messenger RNA, 2361 nt
Organism: Penicillium mononematosum
Lineage: Eukaryota; Fungi; Ascomycota; Eurotiomycetes; Eurotiales; Aspergillaceae
Product: putative phospholipase A2 (PlaA)
Exons: 2
Coding region: 1-2361 (786 amino acids)
Biological process (GO): glycerophospholipid catabolic process
Cellular component (GO): cytosol
Molecular function (GO): A2-type glycerophospholipase activity
Source: RefSeq, a predicted model, not a curated record